UCGAGGUGGUGCCGUUGAUAGAACUGAGUUGCUUCGUGAUCAUAGUGUCAGUGUUUGGUGCACAGACUGAGAAUCCCAUGGAAGCACAACCGUGUAGAGAUGAUGCUGGUUCCUGCGUGUCUGCGGAUAAGUGCAGUGUUCCCACAUUCCAAUUGCGAACAGAUCGAUGUCCACCGUACCUGGUAUGUUGUCCAAAGGCAACAGUAAACAGUAAAGAUAUUCACAUCGUGCCUUCAACGGAGCAUUACCGCACCACUACCGAACGAACGGUGUAUCCAGCAGAGGAAAUAGAGGAGGUUGCCUCUGUGAUUAGCAUUGAUGAGGUUACUAGCGCCAAUAGUGAUCUACAGCGAACAACGACUGAAUAUACGACUGCUGAGAGGCGCACAUCAUCCUAUAAACCUACAAUCGAUGAUCAUACAGAGGGCGCCGUUAAUCGUCGCCCCACGGAAAGUACAAAUACCGUUGAUAACACAGCACCAUGGUUAGCGGGAAUAUUCUGGAAGGAGAGCCAAUGGAACGUAUGGCACUGCUGUAAUGGAGUUCUCAUAACCCAACACGCCGUACUGACGACCGCUAGCUGCUGGGACAGAUGUAAACACCUAGUUGACCAAUGGCGAGUUAAAAUAGGCGCACGCAAUGGACAUCACGAAGAGUUUAAUGUGAUCAAUAAUUUCAUGUUCAGGGGAAUUGCUAUUCUACACCUGAAAAGUACUAAAAAAUGUGGCUCCACCAUCCAACCAGUACACCUUCCAGAGCAGAAUGAAUUGUUCCAUACUGACGAGAUUAGCCUUCAGCUGUUUUACUGGGAUGCGCAGCACAACCUAACAACAACAACACUAAAAAAUGUUCAAAAAAGACCAUGUGACCAUGUGGGCAACAAUGUUUGUGAAUUUUCUGGAUAUGUUAGCGCAAAGGAUCAUGAUAGGGUUUGUAUCCCUGGUUCGCCUGUGGUUGCAACUAAAUUUCCAAACCCUUAUUACAUCCUGUACGGUUUGAUAAUCGAUUGCUCCAAUUACCAGCAUAACCCGGACGCUCUGAUCGUUCUCACGAAUGUGUCGUACUUUAGGGGAUGGAUUGAUGAAACUAAGAAUCGAUUGGGAUGCUAAUACAAGGAUUUUGAAAUACGACAGUUUAUGUUAUCAUUCACUCAGCGUUAUAUCGGGUGCUCGCCGGCUUUAUGUCAGAAGAACAUUAAUGGUUGUUAUCUGCGCUGGUCAGAGAUUGGAAUCACGCA
This is a messenger RNA of Anopheles aquasalis, 1237 nucleotides long. RefSeq lists its product as uncharacterized. The record is from RefSeq and is a predicted model, not a curated record. Gene Ontology annotation, biological process: proteolysis. Lineage: Eukaryota; Metazoa; Arthropoda; Insecta; Diptera; Culicidae. Gene Ontology annotation, molecular function: serine-type endopeptidase activity.